CUCUCUGUCUCUCUCUGUCUCCGCCUCCUGCGUCCCCCAAGCUUGAAACUUUGGUAAAGCCCAAGAUUCUGAGGCCGUCGGAGGGGCGCGUGACGGGAAGAAGAAGAAGAAGAAGAAGAAAAGAGAACUCGUGGGAGCAGAUUUGUGAUGACGGGUGGGUUGGUGGUGGAGGAUGCGUUCCGUUGCGAGGAGGAGACGCACCUCACGGUGAUGAAGACGUCCCUGUUCUUCGCCGGCGACGGGUUCGCGGCGUACGACUCCAAGGGGGUGCUCGUGUUCCGGGUCGACUCGUACGGGCCCGACGCCCGCGACACGGGGGAGGUCGUCCUCAUGGACGCUCACGGCCGGUGCCUCCUCACCGUCCGGCGCAAGAGACCGAGUUUGCAUCAGCGGUGGGAAGGAUUCUACGGGGAGGGGACGGCCGGCCAGAAGCCGAUCUUCAGCGUGCGGAGGUCGUCGAUCAUCGGCUACUCGGGCGUGACGGUGGAGGUGUACGGCAGCCCCGGGGAGGAGUACCACAUCGAGGGGUCCUUCGCGCAGCGCAACUGCACCAUCUUCAACAUGGACCGGGAGCCGGUGGCGGAGAUCCGGCGCAAGGUCGACGCCUCCACCAACGUGGUGCUCGGCAAGGACGUCUUCUCCCUCUGCGUGAAGCCGGGGUUCGACGGCGCGUUCGCCAUGGGAUUGGUCCUCGUCCUCGACCGGAUCACCGGUGACGCCACCGAUGACGUCGUCACCGGCGAAGGCGAGGACCCCGUCCCGGAUACCGGGUCGGAUGGUUAGGACCCGAAAUGCUUGUCUAGUUUCUAUCACGGCGGGUCGACGAUGGUGAUUUUCCAUGUGAUAAGGUUGUGAUUUUGGCCGGUCCAUGUUAUAUUUCUUGGAAUAGUGGGGCCUAGACGUAGAUAUUUUGGGAAUAAUGUAAUUUCCGUGGAAUUUGGAGCUUAUGGCUUUGUCUCUUAAUGGGGAACUACUUCUUCUUCUUCUUCUUC
This is a messenger RNA of Syzygium oleosum, 992 nucleotides long. RefSeq names its product protein LURP-one-related 5-like. The transcript has 2 exons. The record is from RefSeq and is a predicted model, not a curated record. Bases 148 to 783 code for a protein of 211 amino acids. NCBI's taxonomy places the organism in Eukaryota, Viridiplantae, Streptophyta, Magnoliopsida, Myrtales, Myrtaceae.